Messenger RNA from Manduca sexta (tobacco hornworm), 2745 nucleotides. RefSeq names its product polycomb group protein Pc (gene Pc). The transcript has 3 exons. The coding region runs from base 493 to 1341 and encodes 282 amino acids. The record is from RefSeq and is a predicted model, not a curated record. NCBI's taxonomy places the organism in Eukaryota, Metazoa, Arthropoda, Insecta, Lepidoptera, Sphingidae.
AAAUGCCUUAGUUACUUCACGCGCGCUCUGUUGGUAGGACGCUUUCGCCGUUCGUUCCGCGAAAAUUAUUGUGAACGUGAUAUAUCGUGCCGCACGCUCGACUAUGUUCGUGGACACGAUUUAGGAGUUCCGCUUGGAUACCGACUUGAUAACUCACAGACUCAGAAUAUCGAGCGGGUGUUGGUGAACUCGUAGCGCUCUCUGUCGGCAUCCGCGCGCAGUCGAGUGCGCGGGGCGCGGGGCGGGCGGCUUCCUCCCCCUACUUCAGUUUUGGCUGUGACACGGUGAAGGGAGGACGUAUCGCUGCGUGUGGCUAAACAGGAUCGUUCGCGCGGCAACUUUGAACAGUGACAGUGCUGAAAGAGUGUUUCGACGGAGGAUGUCCCUCGGAUUGCAGUGCGCUAUCAAACGGAUGCAGUGCUAGGAUCACACAUAUUGGAUUGCAGUGUUUUUAAUUUGGAUUUGGACUCUCAACCACCGACCAAACUGGGGAUGCACAAAAUGGAACUGGGCGACAGCGUUUACGCCGCCGAGCGUAUCAUGAAGAAGAGAAUUAGAAAGAACAAGGUGGAAUACUACGUGAAAUGGAAAGGGUGGAAACCAAAGCACAACACCUGGGAGCCGGAGGAGAACAUACUGGACCCGAGGCUGAUACAGAGCUUCGAGCGAGGAGAAGAACUCAGGCGGCAAGGGAGGAAGCGCGAGCGCGAGCACUCGCCGGUGGAGCGCGCGCGCAGUGGCUCUGAGGAGCGCCAGCCUCCGCCCGGCAAGCGCAAGGCCGAGGUCCUUUCCAAGGAGUCAGGCAAGAUCGGCGUCACCAUCACCAUGAGCCCACCAGCGAAGCGACACGAUUCCACUAAAGUCAACGGGGGAAGAACGCCACAAGUGACUUUACCCACUCCGCCGCCCGCCGCGACGCCUGGUGGUGCUCCGGCCCCCGCCUCGCCCGCCGCUGAGGCGGCCGCUCCUCGGACAGGCCCGAGAAGGGCACCGCAUUCACCUGAAGAAGCGGAUACUCACAUUCCCCCUGAACGCGAACGUCGCACUGACUCGCAGCCUACGGCGACCGCACCAGCAGAGCCGAAGGGUGCCCGACCACCUCCAGUCGCACCGCAACCUGAGGACGAGGACUCGUGGGGCGAGCCCCCAGUGACGGUAGCGCCGCCGCCCCCGCCCGCGACGCGACGAGGCGCUGCGUACUGGAUGGCGCGCUCACCUGUCGCUGAUCAGAUCUUUAUCACCGACGUGACAGUGAACCUUCAAACCGUCACAAUAAGGGAGUGCCGUACUGAGAAGGGAUUCUUCCGACCUCGUGAAUCCCGACCACUGGACGUGACGUAAGGCGGCGCCGCUGAGUGAACUGUGUACCUCGGAAUUUGUACAGUUAGUUAGCUAGUAUUUAUUUAGUUACGACAAAGUGUUAAGAUCCUUGGGAACGCCCCGAGUCCUCGGUUAGGCCUAAAUUAACAAUAGUGUAACGUCUAAGUAUGUUGACAUUGUUAAAAUAUAGUUAUAGUUUGUUGAAAAUGUUACGGAGACUUUCAAAUUAUAUAAAUUAAUACAUAAAUAUAUUACAACCCGAGCGAAUUUAAAAGUCUGUAACGUUUGUGACGUACUAUAAUUAAGCAGGACCAUGAAGUCAACACGCCGACAAAAUUAUUGUCAAUUGUUAAAAUUUAGAUACUAUAUUUUAUAUGUUGAAUUUGUGACAAACGAAAUGUACCUCCGUAUAAGUUACUCUACGCUUGUGGUCUAACAAAGAUCGUUAUGAACGUGCAUUGAGGGCGCUAGUCGGUCUUUGUUUUGGCCAAAUUUAUAUUGCCAAGACACAUUUGGCGAUAGUUCCCUCAUAUAACUCUAUUCCUAACGAUCUUGGUCAGACUCUAUUUCGAAUGUAAGAUUUUGUCGGCCGCCAGUAUGUAGCUAGUGGAGGCCGACAUAGUUUCCAGGCAUAGUUGCAAACUUGGGCUUUGUCUAUGAGCAAUGGGCAUGUUUGCCACAGUGGAUUAAUACCGCGUAUACCAUAAAGCAUACUUCCAUAGGUAUUGUACGAAUCUCUUAUUUAUUAUUAUAAUAAUAUGAUACAACUAUUACUGUUUUUAUGUUUUUGUUGUAUAACAUUUUGUCAUAAUCAGUAUAACACUUACAUACUUUCUUACAAUACGAUUUUUAAAUGCGCAAUUUAUUUAUGAAUUUAAUUUAAAAUAAUUCGUAUUAGACGCAUGCGUAUGCGCCUGUUGGCAAGCAUUUUGUACUUAUCGUUGUAAAAGCUAUUGCGUUAUUUAUGUAAUUUUAUUUUAAUGAAGUCUACACCCAGUCUGUAUUCUGAAGUAAAUUAUAAUAUCUAGAAAUAAAAUUGAUUUCUACCUAAACCAAUAUUGUAUGUAUUAAUGGUAGCAAUUUUUAAUUUUUACUGUUGGUUUAUUAAAUGAACUGAUUGUUUUUUUAUUACUGUACAUACUGCAUUGUGCUAAUAAAUUAUUAUUGAUAUAAUUUAAUUUUAAGAUUGAACAGGAUUCAGAACGCUGUUUUGUGUUCCUCUUUGUUGUUAUUUUGUUCCUGACUUAAAUAUUAAUUAUUUGGAUGUGUGUCCUAUUUCAUUUGUAUGUUUUUAUUAUAAAUGCAUUUUGUAUUUGGGAAGUGAUUUUUCUGUAAAUAUUGUAAAUAAAUAGUUAUAGAACACUUGUUUUAUAAUGUGAUGGACAUCUCACAUUGUAGUCUGUAAAUAAAUGAGAAUGAAUUAGA